Molecule: messenger RNA, 651 nt
Organism: Paramecium tetraurelia
Lineage: Eukaryota; Ciliophora; Oligohymenophorea; Peniculida; Parameciidae
Exons: 2
Cellular component (GO): cytoplasm
Source: RefSeq, a predicted model, not a curated record
AUGAGCUUAGUAUUAGUCGCUAGCAAAACUUGUCCACAUUGCAUAAGAGUGGUCUUGACUUUAAACCAUUUGAAAAUUCCUUAUGAAUUGAAAUACAUAGAUAUCGAGAAUAGACCAGAUUGGUUUAUAAAAGCAAGUCCAUUAGAGAGAGUGCCUAUUCUAUUUGUUGGUGAUGCAGUCCUUUUUGAAUCUCUUGUAAUUCUAGAUUAUAUCAAUACACUUACUCCUCAAUCAUUACUUCCAAAAGAUAAUUUAUAGAUUGCUUUGAAUAGAGCAAGAGCGGAGUUUUCAUAAGAGAUUAUUGAAAUUCUUUGGAGUGUGUUCUCAGCUAAAACAUUAGAAGCUUUUGAUUUAUAAAUGAAAGAAUUGAGAUGGCUAUUCUCUUCAUUGGAAACUUGGCUCUAAUAAACAAAAUUUAUAUCCGACAAUGUUUUGACUCUGGCUGAUUUUGCUUAUGCUCCAAUUUUCACUAUAAUACCUGCUUUAAAACAGGUUAUGAAUUUUGAUAUAUUUGAUGGUUUUCCAAGAUUAAGAGCGUAUGUCGAUAAUCUUCAUGCAAUCCCUGAACUCAAAAUGAGUUUAGUAGAAAACUAUGAUCAGCUUAUUUAGAAGAAGAUACAAUCACGAGAACCAUACUUUUGGAAGUAAUGA